Nannizzia gypsea CBS 118893 is the source of this 456-nucleotide messenger RNA. RefSeq lists its product as hypothetical. The record is from RefSeq and is a predicted model, not a curated record. Gene Ontology annotation, molecular function: protein tyrosine phosphatase activity. The transcript is spliced from 3 exons. Lineage: Eukaryota; Fungi; Ascomycota; Eurotiomycetes; Onygenales; Arthrodermataceae. Gene Ontology annotation, cellular component: cytoplasm; nucleus. Bases 1 to 456 code for a protein of 151 amino acids.
AUGGCGGCCCAGCAAACUAUAGAUGCACCAUGGCAUGCCGCGUUUCCAAACCCCACGGCCACUGCUGGGGCUGUGAGCCGCUCUGAAGUCCUUGGGUGGCUAUCAAAGAGUGAUGGACCGCUAGACUAUGUGUUAGUAGACGUUCGCAGAGUCGACCAUGAGGGAGGAACGAUACGAGGGUCUAUCAACCUACCAGCCCAAAGUUUCUACGCAUCACGCCCAACGAUAUACAAAUUGCUAAAGCAGGCUGGUAUUAAAAAGGCCGUCUUUUACUGCGGUUCAUGCAAUGGCCGAGGGCCCCGUGCGGCAGGUUGGUUUGCCGACUACCUGCAGGAACAAGGGGACACUGAUAUCCAAAGCCUUAUCCUUGACGGUGGCAUUAAAGGCUGGGUGAAGGCUGGAGAGGAGUAUGUGGCUACUAUGGAUGGCUAUGAUCCCGCUACUUGGAACCUAUGA